Hirundo rustica (Barn swallow) is the source of this 1263-nucleotide messenger RNA. RefSeq names its product olfactory receptor 14J1-like. Gene Ontology annotation, biological process: G protein-coupled receptor signaling pathway. Bases 331 to 1263 code for a protein of 310 amino acids. The record is from RefSeq and is a predicted model, not a curated record. Lineage: Eukaryota; Metazoa; Chordata; Aves; Passeriformes; Hirundinidae. Gene Ontology annotation, cellular component: membrane. The transcript is spliced from 2 exons. Gene Ontology annotation, molecular function: olfactory receptor activity; G protein-coupled receptor activity.
CUGAGCUGGGCCGGGCUCCUGGCACAGAGGUAGCUCCUGGCAAGGGCAGCGCUGCAGAGAGACAGCUCUGCCCAGGAGCAGCUCCUGAGCACAGCCCAGCAGGGCUGGGGCACUGCCUGCAGCCACCCCGGGCACAGCACACGGGCACAGAGAGCUUCAAUCACUCAGGGCUGGGAAGGAGCUGAGAAGUGACUGAGGGAGAAUCACUCCCAGCCCUUGACACAGGAACCUCUGGCUGCAGGACAAGGCAGCUGCAGCUCCUGCAGUGAUCUCCUAAAGCUGCAACAUCCCAAUGCCUACAGACUCUAUCUCCAUGUCCAGCAAGAGCAAAUGUCCAACAGCAGCUCCAUCAGCCACUUCCUCCUGCUGGCAUUGGCAGACACGCGGCAGCUGCAGCUCCUGCACUUCUGCCUCUUCCUGGGCAUCUCCCUGGCUGCCCUCCUGGGCAACGGCCUCAUCAUCAGCGCCGUAGCCUGCGGCCACCACCUGCACACGCCCAUGUUCUUCUUCCUGCUCAACCUGGCCCUCACUGACCUGGGCUCCAUCCUCACCACUGUCCCCAAAGCCAUGCACAAUUCCCUCUGGGACACCAGGACCAUCUCCUACACAGGAUGUGCUGCACAGCUCUUUUUCUUUUCCUUCUUUAUGACAGAAGAUCUUGUCCUCCUGACCAUCAUGUGCUAUGACCGCUACGUGUCCAUCUGCAAACCCCUGCACUACGGGACCCUCCUGGGCAGCAGAGCUUGUGCCCACAUGGCAGCAGCUGCCUGGGCCAGUGCCUUUCUCUAUUCACUGCUGCACACGGCCAAUACAUUUUCCCUGCCCCUGUGCCAUGGCAAUGCCCUGGGCCAGUUCUUCUGUGAAAUCCCACAGAUCCUCAAACUCUCCUGCUCAAAAUCCUAUCUCAGGGAACUUGGGCUCAUUGCAAUUAGUUCCUCUUUAGCAAUUGGAUGUUUUGUGUUCAUUGUUUUCUCCUAUGUGCAGAUCUUCAGGGCUGUGCUGAGGAUCCCCUCUGAGCAGGGACGGCACAAAGCCUUUUCCACCUGCCUCCCUCACCUGGCUGUGGUCUCCUUGUUCCUCAGCACUGCAGCAUUUUCUCAUUUGAAGCCCCCCUCCAUCUCCUCCCCAUCCCUGGAUCUGGCCCUGUCAGUUCUGUACUCAGUGGUGCCUCCAGCCCUGAACCCCCUCAUCUACAGCCUGAGGAACCAAGAGCUCAAGGCUGCAAUGUGGAGACUGAUGACUGGAUGGUAUCAGGGGCAUUAA